AUGGCGACUGGAACAGCAUUAACCACUUCUCCGGACCAAAUGGGCAAAAAUAAUCUUAUAUGCAGCAUCUGUCAGAGUAGAUACAGGGAGCCCAAGAUACUGGACUGCCUGCACAGCUUUUGUGAGAGUUGUCUGGAGAAAUACUACUUUAACAAGCACGAAGGUGCAGCACGUAUUCCAUGUCCUGAAUGCCAGCAAGAGAUGCAAGUUCCUGAUCAGGGCAUUCAGGGUCUCACAACAAACUGUUAUCUUAGCGGUAAAGUCGAGACAUCACUACAGGAAAAAGUAGAAAAUGCACGUUCAUUCACAGGUGAAUCGGAAGUGCCUCUAUGCGAGAUAUGUGAUGACGAAAAUGAGGCGGUGAAUAUCUGUUGGAACUGUGAGCAGAUGAUCUGCAGUAAUUGCAAAAAAAUACACGCCAGGAUUGCAACAUCAUCCAGCCACACAGUUUCCACUUUGGAAGAAAUUCAUCAGGGAAAGGUGGCACUUUUGAAAUCAGAAGAUCAUGGGUCUUGUCGACAGCACAGCGGGAAGGAAAGGAACUUCUACUGCGAGACCUGUGAAGAGUUCAUCUGCCAAGAUUGUACCAUCAAAGACCACUCUAAACCACAACACAACUACUUCGACUCGGUGACAGCUUCAGUCAAAUGCAGACAAUCACUAAAAGAUCUAUUUCCAGCUGUUGCACGACACAUAGAUGGUCUUGAAAGAUCAUCAGUAAUCACAUCUCAAGAUAAGCAGGAGAUAACAAACAACAUAGAAAACACAAUACAGGAUGUCAAAGACAGAGCAGCCAUGGUAAGAAACGCGAUUUUAACUCAAGAGAACGAAUUAAUUGACCAAAUCAGACUGGCAGAAAACAAUCACUACAAACCAUUAAACAGACACGAGAGGACAGUGACCAUGAUGAUGCAAAGGGCGAGAUAUUCACUGGAUACGGCCACAAAAUUUGAGAGCGCAGCAACAGAUAGUCAACUGUUGACACUCUUUCCUACUUUCAGAAAGAGUAUUCAGUCACUGGCCAAUGAAAAGCCUCCACAGACUGAUCACAACUUUCAUCAGAGGUGUGCCCUUAAGUUCAAGCAGAGUGACCAAAUAAAUAUUGGCAAGUUACAUCCGGAUGUCCUGUGGGAACUAUGGGACGAAUUUACAGAAUUUCACGAAGGAGGAUUACUCGGCCGAAUCAAACUGAAGUCAGCUUGUGGCAUUGUUGCGACUCAGGUUGAUGAGAUCGCUGUGGCAGAGUUUCAUCCCAACAUCUUGCCUCUGCAACAAUCAACCAGCCAAGUGAUCAUAUUCAACAUAGAAGGCAAACACAAGAGAACAAUUAAAUCUACAAUUGACAAUGCUUCAAAACACUUGGGCAUUGCUGCGGCACGCAACCAGUUGGUUAUUGCUGACGGCACUAGCAACGUCAAAAUUCACAAUAGAGACAACGAGGUUGUGUCUGUGUCCGUAGCAGUCAGAAAUGAUGGUAACAUCGUUGUCGGUGAUAUCAAGAGGAAAGUGUUGACUGAACACAACGCCAAUAAUUGUUCAGUCAUACGAACCAUACCACUGGAAAUAGCACCGUCAUAUCUGGCUGUUGACGUGGAUGAUAGCCGGUCCCUACCAAUUAGUCGAGAAUCAAAUCCAGUCUCGGCAGGAGUAGUGGCAGCGCACUACCCAGAAGGAAACUUCUGUCACACACGCUGUACUCACGUCAUCAAUGCAGAGCGUGUGAGAAAGCUGAACAUAUGA
Molecule: messenger RNA, 1740 nt
Organism: Patiria miniata (bat star)
Lineage: Eukaryota; Metazoa; Echinodermata; Asteroidea; Valvatida; Asterinidae
Product: E3 ubiquitin-protein ligase TRIM56-like
Exons: 5
Coding region: 1-1740 (579 amino acids)
Biological process (GO): positive regulation of DNA-templated transcription
Cellular component (GO): nucleoplasm; chromatin
Molecular function (GO): zinc ion binding; ubiquitin-protein transferase activity
Source: RefSeq, a predicted model, not a curated record